GCCUGCUCUUCCGGGUGCCGAACAAAAGAGCCGGACUGGGUCGGUGCUCUUGCUGCUUCGUGCUUCCGAGAAGAUAAACACGUCAGAUUCAAAACAUGGGGAAGAAACACAAAAAACACAAGUCGGAAAAGCAUACAUACGAAGAGUACGCGGAGAAGCCAUUGAAGCUGGUGCUCAAGGUCGCGGGGAACGAGGUGACGGAGCUGUCCACAGCCCCCCCCAGCCACGAAGCCAGCAGCCCCCCCGAGGAGAAGGCCGACCAUGACAAGCACAAGGACAAGAGGAAGAAAAAGAAGAAGAAAGGCGACAAGGAGAAGCACAGCCCCGUGCCAGCGGGGGAAGAGAGGAAGAGGAAGAAGAUGACCAAGAGGAGGAAGGGCCAGGACUCGCUGGACACUGACCCGGACGAGCAGGAGAGGAGCCAGACCCCUGUGAGAGCUGAGGUGCCCCAGGACAAGCACGUCGGCACCCCCAUAGCCCAGAUGGAGGAAAAGGAGCUCUCUCCCCUCCAGGAAGCCCUCACUCAGCUCAUCAGACAGCUCCAGAGGAAGGACCCCAGCGCUUUCUUCUCUUUCCCAGUGACAGAUUUCAUUGCCCCAGGGUACUCUCUCAUCAUCAAGAAGCCUAUGGAUUUCAGCACCAUGAAGGAGAAGGUGAAGAAAGAAGAGUAUCAAUCUCUGGAGGAGCUCAAGGCGGACUUUAAAAUAAUGUGUGAAAACGCAAUGAUAUACAACAAGCCAGAGACCAUUUACUACAAAGCUGCCAAAAAGUUGCUUCACUCUGGAAUGAAAAUCCUGAGUCAGGAGAGACUCCAGAGCCUGAAGCAGAGCAUUGAGUUUAUGGCUGACCUGGAGCAGCCCAACACGCCGAAAGAGCAGGGACAGGCUGUGAAGGAGGGAGACUCCACCUUGGACCAGCCGAAAGAUCCAGGGGAGCCUAUGGACACCACCGAGCCCACAAAAUCGCCAGGCAGAAUAACCAAGGACAGCAGGAGGCAGGACAGAGACUCCAAGGACGACGUGCUGAAGGGGGGUCUUGUGCCGGAGAAAGAGCUGGAGAUGAUCCAGAAGCUCGUCGAGGACUCUGGCGGCAGGCUGAGCAGCAGGGAGGUUCAGAGCCAGCUGCAGUUUGAGAGGCGGAAGACUGAUGGGACCACAACCCUUGGAGUCCUCAACCCUGCAGACCUGUCGGCAGGAGAACCCGGGUACUGCCCUGUGAAGCUGGGCAUGAUGACAGGCAGGCUGCAGACUGGCAUCAACACGCUACAGGGUUUUAAAGAGGACAAGCGGAACAAGGUGACUCCAAUCUCAUACAUGAAUUAUGGGCCAUUCAGCUCUUACGCUCCAAUUUAUGACUCCAGCUUUGCCAACAUCAGCAAGGAAGACUCAGACCUGAUCUAUUCCUUCUAUGGAGAAGAGCCCAGUCUUCAAGGCUCAGAGAGCAUUCAGGAGUUUCUUUCCAAGGCGGGUGAGCAUGUGUGCCACGCAACAGACAGUUUUCUGGAUGCCCUGACCAAUGGAGAUCACUCCAGGAUGCUGAAGGAGAUGGAAAUGGAGGGCGAGGAGCAGACGGACGGGCCUGAAGCAGCGAGCGAUGCGGAGAUAAUCGACCCCGAGAACAGCAGCAGGAGCAUCCUCACUGCCCUGAGCUCUGUGGUGGGCUUGGAUCUGGAAGGGCAGACAUUUGACUCUGAAGGUAAAGAGCUGAAACCCUCAGAGGCCAGCCUGUUCCAGAAGAAGCUGGAUGAGACGACGCUGUUGCUGCGGGAGCUGCAGGAGGUCCAGAACGAGAGGCUCAGUGUCAAGCCACCCCCCAACAUCAUCUGCCUGCUGGCUCCCAGUGCCAGGGAGCUGCAGCUGGCCGAGAGGGUGACGGGGAACCUGAAGGAGCUGGCAAGUCGGGUGACCCCAGGCGACAUCACCUGUCUGUACGGGAUCAGGAAAGCCAUGGGCAUCUCCAUGCCAACUGGGCUGCUGGACGACAGUCUUACAGACCUCACCACAGAUGCGUCAGAAUCUGUGGUUGGCUUUACUGCCAGUCAAGAGGAGCUGUCAGUAGGAGCUGUGUAAACCAGCCCAGUAACCAGUUACACUAAGGGACAGAUGUCUUUUCCAAGCCUGGAACAUUUCAUUUGAGUUGCUGUAUAGAGGAUGUUUUUGCUCGACGUUUGUAUGCUUUUCUACACAAUAAAUUUCUUAGAAUAGCCGUU
Molecule: messenger RNA, 2209 nt
Organism: Lepisosteus oculatus (spotted gar)
Lineage: Eukaryota; Metazoa; Chordata; Actinopteri; Semionotiformes; Lepisosteidae
Gene: brd7
Product: bromodomain containing 7
Biological process (GO): regulation of transcription by RNA polymerase II
Cellular component (GO): nucleus
Source: RefSeq, a predicted model, not a curated record